AUGUGUUUAUAUACUCAUUCUGUGUAUCUUUUUUUAUCUGCAUUUAAUUUUGGUCAGUUAAAAAUAAAGAAAAACUAAGACUUUAUGGCCCACAAUGCAAACGUCAACUGCCUAGCUCUUGGUCACAAGUCAGGCCGAGUUCUAGUGACAGGUGGAGAUGAUAAGAAAGUCAAUCUGUGGGCAGUUGGUAAGCAGAGCUGUUUUAUGAGCUUAAGCGGACACACUACGGCCGUGGAUUGUGUUCAAUUUAAUCAAUUAGAAGAACUUGUGUGUGCAGGAUCAAGGGCGGGAGCUCUUAAAGUAUGGGAUUUGGAAGCUGCUAAACUUGUAAGGACAUUGAAUGGCCAUAAAUACGCAAUAAAAUGUAUAGAUUUCCAUCCAUAUGGAGACUUUUUGGUCUCUGGAAGCGCCGAUAGCAGUAUUAAAAUGUGGGAUACAAGAAAGAAAGGUGUUCUAUUCACUUAUAAUGGACAUAAGGGUACUGUCAAUAGCGUAAAAUUUAGUCCUGAUGGCCAGUGGAUAGCAACCGGAGGAGAAGAUUCAAUUCUGAAAAUCUGGGACCUUCGAGUUAGCCGAGUCCUCAAAGAAUUUAAAGACCACAUGAACCCCGUAACCUGUGUCGAAUUCCAUCCACACGAAUUUCUCUUAGCCAGUGGUAGCAUCGAUAGAUCUGUAAAUUAUUUCGAUUUAGAAAACUUCAACUUAGUAUCAACGGAGAGUGAUGUGGGAGCGGUCAGAUGUUUGACUUUCAAUCCCGAUGGGGAAUGCCUUUUUGCCGGGACGAGAGAUUAUCUGAAGAUCGUUGGAUGGGAACCUAACAGAUUGUAUGACUCCGUGCCAGUCUACUGGGGUAGAGUUACUGAUGUUUCGGUGGCAUCAAAUCAAUUGAUUGGUGCCUCCUUCCAUCUCACCAAUGUCCAGGUAUACGUAGUAGAUCUUAAGAAAUGCAAACCCUUCAGUUCUUCAUCGGUGUUAGAUUCACAAACUGGGCCCUUUACGCCGAACCAAAACAUUAGGAAAAGUUUUUCAAAGGCUGAAAGACCACCAAGUUUGAAAUCAAGGAUGUUAGAUGUGAAAACAAUAGAAGAAAGCACGUCUGGAACUGAUCCAGAAGAAGAAUCAACCGCUGAUAUCACGAAUGUGAAGGACUAUAACGAAAUAUUUAGAGGUAGAUCAAUACAAAGGACGCCGCCACCCGAACCAGAGCCAUUUCAAGAACCGGAAAAAGAUGAUAUUUUAGAACCUCAAAUUUUAGGAAGCAUUAUUACGGAGAAUUUUGAAGCUCUCUCUUUAGAUAAUGAUUUAAAUAAUUACAAAAAUUCUAAUAUACAAUUAAACACGAAUCAUUAUUCGAGGUCUAAAUCAAAUCUAGAUCAGGUUUAUGAAAAUAGACAGCAAAGGGAUAAUAGAGAAAAUAUAUUACCCAAUAUAAAUAGGACAAAACCUGCAGCUAAAUUCGUAUUACAGAGGCAGAGUAGUUGUAAGGAUGUACCCGAAAAACCUCCGAAGCCUACAAGUAAUAUCAAACACAGUGUUUCAGAAGCAAAUAUUAAUAAAGGUUCCCUCUCGUCGAGGGCGUCCUCCAGAAAAAAUUCUUUUUCAAAACCUAGUCGUAAUUCUACAAGUGUUCCUAACGUUUCGAAGGUGCCUAAUUCCAACAGUGCCAGGAGUUCUGUAGUCAAAUCCAAUACCCUUCCUCAAGUAGACGUAUACGUGAACUCAGCAAGAGUUAGUCCUGAGGAACCCACCGGAGGAAACGAAAACGUGUUUGUUCCAGUUUCAAUUGAUCGCCCUGUGGGAUUGGAUAUGGACGAUUUCUUACCAAAGAACUACUCCUCUCCAGGUUUUCAACAACAACUUCCAGACAUGUCAGAAGCUGAAGUAUUGGGCGUGAUCAUGCGUGGACAUGAUCCGAUUAUGGAUAUAUUAAACACUAGGAAAAGAAGUUUAAGAUUAGUACUUACCCAAUACAGAAGUAAGGACAUGAAAACUGCUGUGGAAUCUGCGGUAGCUAUGGGAGAUGUUGCAGUUUUAGUAGAUCUUUUAGGUGUUAUCAAUACAAAAUACUCUUUGUGGAAUCUCGAUCUGUGUGUUUUGGUAUUACCGAAAAUUUUAGAAUUAUUGCAAAGCAAGUAUGAAGCGUACUUAACAGUCGGCUGUAACACGCUCAAAUUCAUUCUUCGACACUUUGGAGAUACGAUACGUAACAACGUCCAUUCGCCGGUUGGUAGCUUCGGUGUUGACAUCAGUCGAGAGGAAAGAUACCAGAAGUCGGUGAGAUGCCAUGAGUUUUUUACAGAAAUUCGAUCUUUUGUUGUUAAAAAACAGACAUUGCCAGGUAUAGGAACGUCUUUCAAAGAAAUCCAUAAGAUGAUCCAGACUGUUUUCGACUGACAAAGACGACCGCCGAAAAAUGCGUUAGUCAAAUUCAAAAAUACGAGUUUAUGAAAGUGAAUUUUUCUUCUUGAAGAAUUGUUCGGAAAGUGGCUCAUAUUUUCUUGUGCCUGAAUCUGAAUGGAGCGAAAUAAUUAGAGAACAGAAUAUUAGUUCUGAAUGUCACACUUAUUACACUGGAGAGUCUCAUAAUUAACCAUAUCAGAUAACUAAUAACAAAUACUUG
Diabrotica balteata is the source of this 2620-nucleotide messenger RNA. NCBI's taxonomy places the organism in Eukaryota, Metazoa, Arthropoda, Insecta, Coleoptera, Chrysomelidae. The record is from the annotation of a GenBank genome assembly.